CAUAAGGAUCCUUUCUAAAACCUUGGAGAGUAUACUGGCAAGUGCAAUCGGUCUAUAGUUAUCUAUACUCGUUAACUUACCAGUCUUAUUUUUAACUACAGGAACCAACAAGACAGAUAACAUGGAUUCAGGAAGUAUGCCAUGCUUCAUGUUAAGACCACAUGGUACAUGAAAUCGCAGACGUCGGGUGAUAAGCACCGAGAUUCAAACGUAGUUGGAAAACUAGUGCCGUCAGACUUUCAAUGAGAGCAGUGCUGCUAAACGGAACUUAGGAAGUUCAUAGAAGUUCGAAGUUCACAAGAGAAAGCGUUUCAGUUUGCCUGCAAAGAGUGUUUUACCUGCAAAACAUGCAAAAAGCAAAGGUUAGAAAAGUCAGCAUCACUUCUAAUUUAACGGAAGAGAAGAGGAGGCAGCUCUGUGGUUUGCUGGGUGAUGUGGAGCUGACUCUUCUCUACAAAGCUUCAGUUCAUGGAUAUCAAGCUUCUGCCUUCCACAAGCGAUGUGACCGUCAGGGUCCCACUUUACUUGUAGCCUACAACAACUCAGGCUACAUCUUUGGUGGAUACACCAGUGUAGAUUAUGCUCAAAGCGGGCAGAAUAUUACUGAUCAGGACACAUUCUUAUUCAGCUUUCAGGGCAAGAUCCCUGUGUGUAUCAAAAUUAACAGUGGCUGUAAUGCACGUUAUGAUGACACUGGAGGGCCCAACUUUGGCAAACAGCUGUACUUUUGCUACAACAACCAACCAGCUGUAUAUAAUCAACAAAGGGAUGAAUACCACUGUAAAGGGAUGGUAACAAUGCUUGCUGAUAAAGCAUUCAGUUUUAAUCCUGCAACACUGUAUGGAAAUGACACUCAGAUGACUGAAUGUGAAGUGUACAAAGUGGAAGAGAACCCUCACGUCAGUGCAGAGGAGAAACCGUGGAGAAAUGUUCUGUGGACAGCUAAUCGAAGAGAGCAGCUCAUGAAAAUGAUCAGAAACCAUAAACCCUUGAUGGCGUCUGUGAGUCGAGUCAGAAUCCUAAUGAUUGGUCCUGUAGGUGCUGGAAAAUCCAGUUUCUUCAACUCCAUCAACUCCAUCUUCACUGGUCAUGUGACUACUAAAGCCAUGUCAGGAUCUGCAGGCACAAGUUUAACUGUACAGUUUCGCACAUAUCCAGUGAAUGACGGCCGUGAGGGAAAGCCGUUGCCAUUUGUGUUGUGUGACACCAUGGGACUGGAGGAGCAAUCAGGUGCAGGACUGGAUAUUGAGGACAUCAGCAGCAUUCUUCAAGGUCACAUACCAGACCGCUAUAAAUUCAACCCCAUGGCACCAUUUCAACCUGAUGAGCAAAAGGCCUCCAGACCUGCAUCUCUACAGGAGAAGAUCCACUGUGUGGUGUACGUGAUAGACGCCACCAAAAUCUCCCUCAUGUCUGACAAACUACAGGAAAAACUUGCUUCCAUACGCAGAAAAGUGAACUCACUGGGCAUUACUCAGAUCGUCUUGAUGACCAAAGUAGAUGAAGCAUGUCCUCUAGUGGAGGAAAAUCUUCAAAGCCUUUAUGUCAGUUCCUACAUUAAGUCAAAGGUUCAGGAGGUGAGCUCUCGGUUGGGUGUGCCGGUGUCUUGUGUGUUACCGGUGAAGAACUACAGUCAGGAGCUGGAGCUGGAGCUCAACUGUGACGUCCUGCUGCUCACCGCUCUACAGCAGAUGCUUCGCUUUGCAGAUGACUAUUUUGAUGAUAUACGUUCUGUGGAGGGCAACCCUAAAUAAUUAUCUUUCACAGUUCGUGCAGAUUCAGAAUGGCCAAAUUAAAAGCUCUUUGAAUCAUUUAUGUAACUUAAUAAAGGCUAAUCACAUAUUCAGCACUUUUAUAUGGUCUGGAACAGUGGUUUUCAAUCCUGGUCCAACCGGACCAACCAGAGGGCCGGACCAAUGCACUUAACUCAGUCCUGCCCAAUAUAUUUUAUAUCUCUUUAUAUAUAUAUAUAUAUAUAUAUAUA
Molecule: messenger RNA, 1984 nt
Organism: Labeo rohita (rohu)
Lineage: Eukaryota; Metazoa; Chordata; Actinopteri; Cypriniformes; Cyprinidae
Product: interferon-induced protein 44-like
Exons: 8
Coding region: 348-1754 (468 amino acids)
Molecular function (GO): GTP binding
Source: RefSeq, a predicted model, not a curated record